Debaryomyces tyrocola is the source of this 1605-nucleotide messenger RNA. Lineage: Eukaryota; Fungi; Ascomycota; Pichiomycetes; Serinales; Debaryomycetaceae. The record is from the annotation of a GenBank genome assembly.
AUGAAAGUCAAUACUAUAGUUGCUUCUUUCUUGCUGAGUGCUCUUUUAGAGCUGGUAGUUGCUUCGUUUAUCGAUACUGGUAAGGAUACGUCUGCAUAUAACAGACCUCUAAUUCAUUUGACUCCAAAUGUCGGAUGGAUGAAUGAUCCGAAUGGUCUAUUUUAUGAUAAAAAAGCUAGUCUUUGGCAUGCAUACUACCAAUAUAACCCAAAUGAUACCAUCUGGGGACAGCCGUUAUACUGGGGACAUUCUAGUUCUAAGGAUUUGACACAUUGGGAAGAGCAUCAGGUUGCACUUAGUCCUGAAAAUGAUGAUGAAGGAAUUUUCUCUGGGAGUAUUGUGAUUGAUCACAACAAUACUUCGGGUUUUUUUGAUGAAUCUGUCGACAAAGAUCAGAGGGUUGUUGCCUUUUAUACUAACUCGACUCCGGACUCUCAAACUCAAGAUAUUGCAUAUUCUUUAGAUGGUGGAGAAACGUUUACCAAGUACGAAAAAAACCCUGUUAUAGAUGUGAAUUCUACUCAGUUCCGUGACCCGAAAGUAUUCUGGCAUGAAGAAACAAACCAAUGGAUUAUGGUUGUUCUGAAGUCACAGGAGUUUAAAAUCCAGAUAUUCGGUUCUUGUGAUUUGAAAACUUGGGAUUUGCAUUCCAAUUUUACAUCGGGUUAUUUAGGAAAUCAAUAUGAAUGUCCAGGAUUAAUUAAGAUUCCAAUUGAAGAUACCAAUGAUUUUAAAUGGGUUAUGUUCUUGGCAAUUAACCCAGGGUCUCCGAAUGGCGGAUCUAGUAACCAAUAUUUUAUUGGAGAGUUUGAUGGUUUUGAAUUUAAACAAGAUGAUUCGAUUACUAGAUUUAUGGAUUCUGGUAAAGAUUUCUAUGCUUUCCAAACAUUUAGCGGUAACGAGCAAGAUGUUGUCGGUUUAGCAUGGGCGUCUAAUUGGCAAUAUGCUAACGUUGUGCCUACUAAUCCCUGGAGAAGUUCGAUGUCCUUGGCUAGAAAGUAUACUUUGGGCUAUGUCAAUCAGAGCGUUGAGACAAAAGUAUUGACGUUAAUUCAAACGCCUAUUUUGGAUAAUCUUGAUGUUACUGACAAAAUUGAGAAGAAUAAUCACUUGUUGAAUGAAAAUGGCACGAUUAUCACGGACUUCAGCUCUUCCACAGGUUUGCUUGACUUUAAUGCUACAUUUAAGGUUGUCGGAGAGAGCAGCGACAUGAGCUCUAGCUCCAAACUAGAAAUUUUGAUUCAUUCUCAAACAUCGAAUUCAAGCACUGAAUCUAUAAAAGUGGGAUUUGACACAAGUGUCUCUGCUUUCUACUUUAAUCGCGAUAUUCCAAACGUUGAAUUUAAUGAUAACCCUUAUUUCACCAACAAGUUCUCAACUCACGUCGAGCCAGCACAUUAUGAUGAAAAUGAUAUGCCUGUUUAUAAGAUCUAUGGAAUAGUCGACAAAAAUAUUUUAGAGUUAUAUUUCAACGAUGGUAUUCAAACCAUGACAAACACAUUUUUCAUGAGUGAAGAUAAAUAUCCACAUCAAAUUGAGAUCGCAAGUAAUGUGGAUGGUCAAUUUGAAUUGGAAAGUUUUUUAGUUAGAGAAUUGAAUAAAUAG